AUGGAACCAAAUCGCGUAUUUAGUAUUUAUUUACCAGAUUCUUUAUACCAGAAAAUAGUAGACAAAGCAGGGAGGGGGAAAAUUAGCACUUUUAUUAAGCAAGUAUUAGAAAAAGAAUUAGGAAAUAAUGAAGAACAAUUAAAACAGCAACUUAUUAGUGAUUAUCAGUCCUUUGAUAAACUAAAAGAGUUUUCCAAACCUUACCGUCCAUGUCUAGUUGUAAGCAAUGACACCCAAAAUCAAUUUGAUAAGAAUAUAGUAGUGGUGGGACUGACUACUGACGAAAUGGAGAGGAUUCGGAGAUUUGAGGUUUUUAUUGAGAACACUCCCGAAACUGGAUUAGACCAGCCUAGUAAAAUUUGUUGUAAUUACCUCCAUACGGUUAAUAAAAAGUUGCGUCUAGUGGAUAAAAAACGCCUUGGAGUAGUCAGCAAAGAGGUAAUGGAAAAG
Messenger RNA from Ambispora leptoticha, 450 nucleotides. NCBI's taxonomy places the organism in Eukaryota, Fungi, Glomeromycota, Glomeromycetes, Archaeosporales, Ambisporaceae. The record is from the annotation of a GenBank genome assembly.